CCAUUGAGUAGACGGCGACAAGUCGAGCACCAUAUUUCAUGGCGCCUCUGAACUCAGCAGCCUCAGCGCGGACCGGGGGUGUCUGAGAGCUCGGGUGUUUUUUUUUGGAGUUGAGCAGCUGAAGGAUGCGCACCUGCGGGAGGUCACGGUUUGGACAGGUAUGAGACCUGUGGCGCCGGUGGAUCAGCAAGGACCAGCAGCGGGCGUUUAAGGAGGAUCUGGAUGUAGCUCCUCUUCCAUACAACCACCAGGCCUGGCACACUUGAGCCCCACAUGGAUGGGUCCCGCUGUAGGAGCUGUACUCAUGGAAUACAAAGCCCGUGCUGGUGAGCAUGCCCUCCUGUCCGCGUCCACUCCUCCUCUCCGGGAGCCUCACCACAGCCUCCUCCUCCUGACACAGCCUCUCCACUCGGACAUCCCCUGGUCGCCCCGCGUCCCCUGGCCAUGAGGGCGACUGCUCGGUGAUUCGGUGCAUCUGUACGCCCCUCUUCUGUUCUUUUUUUUCUUUUCUUUUUUUUUUCUUGUUGGUUUCGGGCUUUUGUUGGCUACACACCGGAUUUAUCUGCACUGUGUGCUUCCUUUGUGUCAAAGGGCUUAACGCAGAGUGCGCAGAGGGCAACAGAGCGGGGGUUUUGUUUCACCCGCUGUUGCGCACAGCUGCUCUCUUUGUGGCCGGGUCGUGAUGGCAGGCGGCCGGUCGGAGGCGCAGGACCACCCGCCUGAGAACGGCUUCACCCCGCUAGAGCACCCAGCGCCCCGGCUGCUGCCGCACAUCGACCGCUCCGUUCUGCCGUCUCUGGGGGGGUUCGGGAAACACCAGAAGCAGCUCGUGGUCCUGACCUGGAUACCGGCAUUGUUCAUCGGCUUUAGCCAGUUUUCGGAUUAUUUCCUCCUGGCGCAGCCCAAUGGCACGUGCGUGCAACCCCUGGGCAACGACAGUAACUGGACCGUGGAAUCCCCCCCGGUGUCCGUCACCAGCGGCGCGCCCUCGCUGCAGCUCAGCGGCAACGGCAACGGCAACGGCACCGGGGAGGCGGUCGGCGACGGCAGCGGUAUGCUGUGCGCCUGCAAGGAGUGGAGGCUGGAGCUGCAGACGGGACUUAGUCAGAAUGUGGUUACCAAGUGGAACCUGGUGUGCGACUCGGCCUGGAAGGUUCACAUCGCCAAGUUCUCUUUGCUUGUGGGCUCCAUAUUUGGAUACCUGGUGAUGGGUGUCAUGGCUGACUGGUUUGGUCGACACCCGGUGUUGAUUCUCUCGGUGCUUUUCAUGCUGGUGUUUGGUCUGAGUGUUGCCUUCUCUGUAAAUGUCACCAUGUUCAGCACCUUGCGCUUCUUUGAGGGUUUCUGCUUGGCGGGCCUCGCUCUCUCCCUCUACGUGCUCAGGAUCGAGCUUUGUUUGCCAGGCUGGCGUUUCUCCAUGACCAUGGUGGCCAGUUUUCUGAUGGUGGGCGGGCAGCUCCUGAUGCCAGGGGUGGCCGUCCUGUGCCGCUAUUGGCCGAACCGGGAUGACUGGCAGGUCCUGCAGAUCGUCAUCAUCAGCCCCUUCGUUCUGAUGCUGCCCUACGUCUGGAUUUUUCCCGAAUCGCUGCGCUGGUUGCUGGCCACCCAGCACUACAGGCGGUCCAAAGCCAUGAUGCUGUGCAUCGCUAGGAAGAAUCAGGUUGACAUGACAACCGAGCCCAGCGGAGUUCUCGCAGAGCUGGAGCAGGAGCUGCACAAGAAACCCCAGAGGACCUGCAUUGUCAAGAUGAUGAGCACCAGGAACCUGUGGAAAAACAUUGUGGUGCUGUGUGUCAACUCCCUGACAGGUUACGGGAUUCACCACUGCUUCGCCCGCAGCAUGAUGGACCCCGAGGCCCAGCCCACCGCUUUGUGCCACGCGGACUAUUACACCAUGGCCGGCAUCGCCCUGGCAACCUGCCUGGCGCUUUGCCCCGCCGUGGGGCUGAUGGGUCGGCGCGGGGGGCUGCUCACCUUCAUGAUCAUAACAGCCCUGGCGUCACUCCUGCAGCUGGGUUUGCUUAACCUGAUUGGAAAAUACAGCCUGCGCCAUGACACGGUUCUGCGAGACACUCUGAACAGGAAAUUCUCGGUGGCCUUCUCCAUCAUCGGCAUGUUCUCCUCUCACGCCGUCAGCACGCUCAGCAUCUUCUUCUGUGCUGAAAUCACUCCUACUGUCAUCAGGGGUGGAGGUCUGGGACUGGUCCUGGCCAGCGCCGGCUUCGGGAUGCUAACCGCGCCCAUCAUGGAGCUCCACAACCAGAAGGGCUACUUCCUGCAUCACGUGAUCUUCGCCUGCUGCACCCUGCUGUGCAUCAUCUGCCUGCUGCUGCUGCCGGAGCCGCGGGGUCAGCCCCUGCCGGAGAGCCUGGCCGACGGCGAGACCUUCACCCGCCAGACCCUGCUCCACCCGGGGGAGCAGCACCUCCUCCUCGUCAAGAGCGACAGGGACUACUCCCGCGUCCACGACACGCCCUUACACCUCUCAGCCACCGGGAGCGCCACGGUGGCGGCGGCCACCGCUCUGGCAGCGGUGCCGGCCUCGUACGCUCUCGCAACCGGCGGGGAGGUGAUCGGAAACUGUGCCAUAGCCAACGGGGUGUGAGCAUCAGAGCAAUAGUCAGUUUGUAAUUAGUUUUUCUCCAGCAUUCACCCGACCGGAUGUUCAGUGAACUAACCUUUAAGGGAAAUGAAUUGUUCGGAUGAACCAGAUGAACUCUUGUCUUGGUGAGGUUUGAUGAUGACGAUGAUAGUAAAUCUGUGUAAUUUGUAGUGACUAUGAUUCAUUCAGGAGUUGCCAAAAAUUCUGUACUGGACUGAGUUUACCUGAAGUCAGUGUGUGUGUGUUAAAUAAUAUGACGGUGUUGGUGAUGAUCUCGACGCGGCCGUCCGCUCUGUAUUUUAAGGAUAACGGGAGCAGACGAGCGAAGAGACGAAACAGCAGAUUAACUUUGAAUAACUUGUGCUCCGUGAAGUUUCUGUUCGUAGUUUUGACUUGUUGAAACGGGAUUUCACUGCAUCUUAUAAUUCUUUACAAGUUAUUUUGCACUAAAUGUCAGAGACACAAUCAACGUGUUUGUGAUUUUCAGCCAACACAUUGGAGAUCCAGGGAUUGGCUUAAACCACUACCACUCUUUUCGCAUGAAAGGGCACAAAUGGUUUUACACGUCCUCUUCUUUCUUCUACGAGUCCAAUGUGGCACUUUAUCCUCAGAGGUGAGGUCAGUGUAGACGCUGAUUUUUAUUCUUAUUUUUUUGGUUUCUAAGGAAGCAUUACUACUGUUAGGGGCGCAUGAUGGUUGUGGGAGGUGACGAGCAGCCGGAGACCCCCGUGCAGACUGUGUGUGUAGCAUAUAGAACCACCACCCCCCCGCUCCCUAAACGCGUAACGCUAAAACAAAAACCGAGAGCCGAACGGACGCCGACGUCUUAUGACGCAUCUCGGCCUUUAAAUGGCUUUAUCGUUGACGGCUCUGUUCUUUUAACAAAACAGAGGAGACAAAAAGUAAUGAAAGAAAACCAGUAUUUAUUUUGUCACGCUGCCAAGGGCAAAUUUUGUUUGUGGUUUUGAAAAUACCUCCUUCAUUAGCAAAUAUCUCCAGCUCUCUUUCUCCUUGUUCUCUGUACUGUGGUAAUGUUGUAAAUCCAGCUCCUAGGAUGUGUGACCUUAGCCAGACAGCACAAUACUUUCCAGUUCUUUUUGAAAUAAACCUUUGUGACGACUAGAUUAGAGCAGUACGGCCUGCGCAGACCAGGUCUAGUUGUGAUCAGUGUGCAUUAAUAGGAUGUAAGUAUAAACCUGUAAGGUACGUACACGUGUGCCAUUCGUUCAUCCAUAAAGUAAGGACCUUACUUUUAUAGACUUUGAAGCACAUCAUCAGAUAGAUAAACCAUCCGUCUCUGUGCGACUAUAGCAGAGCCCAGCAGAUCUAGACCUCCUCCAUUUUUAAAAACCAUAUUUAGCACGUAUUUUGAACACCCCUGUACGGUUUGCUAGUUUGUAGGUUUUCAAACACAUUAAGGAAAAAAAAAAAAAAAAAAAGAGGAAAAAAAUCUCAACCACUAAUGCCGUUUUCUAAGUGUUAUUUUUUUAAUAUGAUGCAUUUGUACAAAAAGCCAUAGGUCUACAUGUUUUGAUAAUAAACCACUUAAUUUAUUAUGUCAAUAAAAGGACACUAGAUGUUA
Mugil cephalus (flathead mullet) is the source of this 4184-nucleotide messenger RNA. RefSeq names its product solute carrier family 22 member 23 (gene slc22a23b). The transcript is spliced from 10 exons. Bases 683 to 2605 code for a protein of 640 amino acids. NCBI's taxonomy places the organism in Eukaryota, Metazoa, Chordata, Actinopteri, Mugiliformes, Mugilidae. Gene Ontology annotation, cellular component: membrane. Gene Ontology annotation, biological process: transmembrane transport. The record is from RefSeq and is a predicted model, not a curated record. Gene Ontology annotation, molecular function: transmembrane transporter activity.